Danio aesculapii is the source of this 3961-nucleotide messenger RNA. RefSeq names its product Scm like with four mbt domains 1 (gene sfmbt1). Gene Ontology annotation, molecular function: histone binding; transcription corepressor activity. Gene Ontology annotation, biological process: regulation of DNA-templated transcription. The record is from RefSeq and is a predicted model, not a curated record. Lineage: Eukaryota; Metazoa; Chordata; Actinopteri; Cypriniformes; Danionidae. Gene Ontology annotation, cellular component: nucleus. The transcript has 21 exons. The coding region runs from base 131 to 2737 and encodes 868 amino acids.
UGCGCACUCUCACUUUGUGCCAUAUUGGAAUGAGGUCGUGAACGACUAGGCGGAAAAAGACACGGCAUCUAAAACCGACUUGAAAAACUCCUCACUGAAGCAGUUUGAUUGUCCUUUGGGGGCUUCAAACAUGAGCCUUGAGGCGCUGGAGUCUGAUGCAGACUCUGGUCAGGAUGUGUCAGAGUUUAACUGGGACGAUUACCUGGAGGAAUCCGGGGCACUUUCUGUUCCUCAUCAUGCCUUCAAACAUGUGGACCAGGGCUUAGAGACAGGUCUGACUCCUGGUAUGAAGCUGGAGGUGUGUGUGCGCACUGAAUCCGAAUCGGCGUACUGGGUGGCCACAAUAAUCACCACCUGCGGACAGUUGCUCUUACUACGAUAUGAGGGCUACCAAGAUGACCGGCGAGCUGACUUUUGGUGCGACAUCAUGACCGCUGACCUGCACCCGAUUGGAUGGAGCAAACAGCAAGGUCGAAUGAUGAAACCUCCAGAGGGUGUCCGAGAAAAGCACCAGGACUGGGAAGCGUUGCUGGAGAAAGCUUUGGCUGAAUCCUGCAGUGUUCCUGCCAGUCUACUGGAAGGGGCACAGCGUGGCUGUAAUCCUAUAGAUCUGUUAAGUCCAGGUCUAAAUGUUGAGCUUGUGGACCUUCAAGAUGCUGGAGUGGUUUGGUCAGCAGUGAUUGAGGAGAACAUUGGGGGCCGCUUACGGCUUCGAUACGCUGGCACAGACGGGCUCCCUGAAAACCAGUCCAUCACAUGGGUCUUCUACCUGGACCCCCUACUUCAUCUGUCGGGAUGGGCACAGGAGCACAACUGCACCCUUAGACCACCAGCAGCUUUGCUCCCUCUGCGCUCUGAAGCUGAAUGGGAGGAGGUGAAGAAGAGCGUCUCCUCUCAGGAGCAGGACUCCAGCAUCAGCGAGGAGUUUUACAGGGACAGAUCUGCCAUCACUCCGCACUGCUUUAAUGAAGGGAUGAAGCUGGAAGCGGUGGAUCCUGCAGCUCCUUUCACUAUCAGUCCUGCUACUGUGGCCAAGGUGUUUAAUGAGCAGUUUUUCCUGGUUCUGAUGGAUGACAUGAGAGACGAGGCACAGAAAGAGGGAGUUGCACGCUCUUUCCUGUGUCACCGGGACAGUCCUGGCAUCUUCCCCACACAAUGGAGUCUGAAGAACGGAGUCAAGCUCAGUCCUCCUCCAGGGUUCCAAGGUCAGGAUUUUGACUGGGCCGACUAUCUAAAGCAAUGUGAGGCUGAAGCGGCCCCACAGCAAUGCUUUCCUCCGGACCCAUCCGAUCAGUGCAUCAAAGAGUCCAUGAUGCUGGAGGCCGUCAACCCAAUUUGUCCUGAAAACAUCCACGUAGGCACUGUUACCAAGGUCAAAGGUCAACACAUGUGGAUUCGAUUGGAAGGUCUGAAGCAAGCCAUGCCAGAGAUCAUAGUUCACACAGACUCCAUGGAUAUUUUCCCAGUGAGCUGGUGUGAGACAAAUGGUUAUCCUCUGCUGCACCCCUGCAAGCCCAGAGUGGAGAAACAGAGAAAGGUUGCAGUUGUUCAGCCAGAAAAACACCGAGUGCCAUCCAAAGACUCUUCACCUGACACUACCAAACAACAGAUGAACAACAGUCAGGCAGAGAUCGCAGGCCAGGCCAAUGGGAAGUACUGCUGCCCUAAGAUCUAUUUUAACCAUCGCUGCUUCUCUGGACCUUAUCUCAAUAAGGGCCGCAUCGCAGAGCUGCCGCAGUGUGUGGGACCCGGGAACUGUGUGCUGGUGCUGAAGGAGGUGCUGACGCUACUGAUAAACUCUGCUUAUAAACCCAGUCGAGUGCUGAGAGAGUUGCAGCUGGACCAGGAGGGUCGCUGGCAGGGCCAUGGAGAGACACUUAAAGCCAAGUACAAGGGGAAGAGCUACAGAGCGACAGUAGAGAUUGUUCGCACAGCAGAUCAGGUGGCUGAUUUCUGUCGGAAGACCUGCAUUAAGCUGGAGUGCUGCCCAAAUCUGUUCGGCCCACGGAUGGUUCUGGAGCGCUGCUCUGAAAACUGCUCUGUGCUCACCAAAACCAAAUACACGUAUUACUAUGGAAAGAAGAAGAGCAGGCGUGUGGGUCGACCUCCCGGUGGACACUCAAACCUAGAGGGAGGAGUGAAGAGACGAGGCAGGAGGAGGAAGAGGAGGAAGCAGCUCUUCGUCCACAAAAAGAGGCGCUCAUCUGCUUCAGUCGACAACACUCCGGCAGGUUCCCCUCAGGGCAGCGGCGAUGAGGAAGACCUGGAUGAAGAUGACUCUCUGAGUGAAGACACAGGCUCUGAGAUGCAGGACGAGCUGAUGGACGACUCUGAAUAUUCAGAGAAGAAGUCGCAGCCGCCCACUCCCUCCCCCUCACCUCCAGAAACCCCCCGUCCCACACGCAGACGACGCAAAGCUCGCUCACCAUCUUGCUCCGACGAUGAGAACAGACCUCCGUCACCCAAGAGUCCACGUACUGAAGUUCCUCAGAAGCUGUGUUUGGACAGCAGUCCACUGGAAUGGAGCGUCACAGAUGUAGUGCGCUUCAUCAGGACCACUGACUGUGCUCCACUGGCCCGCAUCUUCAUGGAUCAAGAAAUUGAUGGCCAGGCGCUGCUCCUGUUAAAUCUCCCAACUGUGCAGGAGUGUAUGGACCUGAAACUGGGCCCUGCGAUCAAGCUGUGCCAUCACAUCGAACGGGUCAAGCUGGCAUUUUACCAACAGUUUGCCAGCUGAGGAUGACAUUCUGCAAAGAAGAGUAGGGCGUUUGACUUUUUGGCUGACUUUACUAAUAUUGUGAUCUUCCUUUUGCUCUAUGGAAACCUUUAAAAUCACUUAGCGCUCUAGACGCCUCCCCGCACCAUUCGUUUUCUACACAGCAGGCACAGUGGGGGGCAUUUUUUUCAACAGGGUGAAUCUGGUACUUUUACAGCUGGGCUCUUCAUUUCGAGACUGGGCUGUUGUCUUUUUUUAAGAUUGGUUGAGCUCAGGGUAAAGUUAAACCUGGGUGAGAGGAACUAGUCCAUGUAUUCAACAAUAAGCAAAGCUAAACUUGUUUCUGAAACCUAUAUGAACUGUAGAGCGGAUGACAAUGCAAUUACCUUAAGCACAAAAAAAACAAAAAGCAGUUGCCCUUCUACUGUAAGCGGUAUGCAAAUGUGUACAUACAGGAGUGUGAAUGUAAAUAGUGUAAAUAAGCAGAUGUUAAUUUUAGUGGGACUGCUUUAAUGCUCCCGUUUCAGUUUGGUUUUCUAUUAAAGCUUGGGAAUUACACUGUAAAACAAUAGUGCAAACGAACGAUGGUUUCUGCCAUUGUGGUUUCUGUAAAUACUAAUAAUCAUUUGCUCACUUGAAUGAUGCAUUAUUAACUAAAAGUGCAAAGUAAUAAUAAAAAAUAACAAUGUGUUAUGGUUAAGACAUAAGCACACAAAUAUUUCAGGUUACGUCAAUGACUGUGAUGGGGAUAGAACAUUCGUUGUGGCAAAUCCAGGGUCUAUCAACACCAAAUUGAAGAGUUUUGUACUCUUAGAAACGUGUCUGCUUGAAAAAGUCAUAUUUUUAAUAUCAAACAGAAUGCAGCCGCUGUUGAAAUGCAAAUACUGCAUUGAAUGAUAUCAGGGGCCUCUGUGUUGUAAUCCUCAGUUUGGUCUUGUAUUGCAAAGCUGUGCCCCUCACAAACAGAAUCUUUAGAUUUUUCAUUGAAGGAUUGUAUUUGAAUUGACGAUGAGAUAUGCAACAGUCUGCCUUUUUUAUUUAACAGCCCAUCCCUGUUCAUCCUUCUACAAGCAUUUCUGCUCGAAUGUUGAAAAAAAAAAAGUUUUUGGAGCCUCGUCUUGCCCCAUUUGUUCAUUUACUGUUUACAUCGGUUUGAUUAAAGGUUGUUCAAUUAAUGUCAGUUUACUUUUGAUUAUUCGUUGGUGGAAAUGCUAUUUAAAAGAAAAUAAAAUGAACAGAAUCUUG